Toxorhynchites rutilus septentrionalis is the source of this 1981-nucleotide messenger RNA. Its product is annotated as angiopoietin-2-like. Lineage: Eukaryota; Metazoa; Arthropoda; Insecta; Diptera; Culicidae. The record is from RefSeq and is a predicted model, not a curated record. The transcript is spliced from 6 exons. The coding region runs from base 105 to 1892 and encodes 595 amino acids.
UCCAUAGAGAAAACAAGGUUUGCCGGUCACCGCUUGAACUAAUAUAUUUUCUAAUUUUUUUUCAAAGUAAUUCGCAUUAUUGUGAUGUAUUGAAUGAAGAAAUCAUGAUUUGUUUACAGCAGUUCAUCAUUUUGGUAAUCAUUUGCGUUGGUACAACUGCUAGUAACAAUUUACCUAGCUGUGAUUCAUCUAAAGAUGAUUUUACAAAACAACUGAAAGAUGUAAAAUCCAAUUUAGAAAAAUUUAAUGCGCAUUAUCUAACGAACCUGGAGCAAAGAAUGUUGAAUAUUAUGACAACAAUGGCUAGUCUGGAUAGUAAUGUAAAAGCUCUCCAAGAAAAAUCACAGGUGUGGGACAUUUUCCAACACCACAUUGGCGCAUGGAGUGAUCAUAUAAAGUCUGUUGAUCACAAAAUGGACUUACUCAAAAAAGCGCAUGAAAAUACGCCUGUUGCCCUAGAGACACGACUAUCGAAUUUGGAUUUCAAAGUUCAGCAUAUUUUCGAAAAAGUUGAUACAAUAAACGAGAAGCUGCAUGAUAUUACUAAGACUGUGUAUAUGUUAUCUACUAAUAACCGAGCUCGACGGAAUGACCGUGAGCCUGUUGAUCAGAACGCGGUUAUGGCGAAAAUCAGUCAUCUUCAGAAACAGUUGAAUCGUUUGGAAUCGAAUACAAAUAAUUGCCAAAAGAAAAACGGAAAUAGUAACAACAAAACGAAAAAAGAUGUCCAAGAAUUUGAUGAUGAGCUGGAUGAUUUUCUUGACAAGAUGACAGCUAAAAAAUUGAAGGAUCUUGCUACAAGUCGCAAACAGAUUCGUUCACUUGACAAUGUAAUGAACACAUUGCGAUCAGUUGAUGAAAGGACUAUCAGAAUUUAUGAUUUAGAAGCAAAUCAAUUCGAACAGAUAUUGAGCUGUUGUAGAAGAACAGAUCGUGAAAUCACCACUUUCACUAACAGUGCCGACAUAUUACUAAAAAGAAUCGAGAGAUUGGUUAUUGAUGUCGACAGAAAGAUCGAAGUACGAAAUCAGGAGUGUGACAUAAAUACAAGAACCGAAGACGACAUAAUAAAUAUCACGACGGAACUCGGAAGUGGAAAGGAAAUUAUCCCUACGACUACUGAAAUAGAAUACGAUGCAAUGGACCCAAGUUCUAACAAAGCCGAAGUUUCAAUAAGCUUUCAUCAACCUAAUAAGCAAGGUUGUCAUCAACUUUUGAAUAGGAAAAAUGGAGUUUACACAUUUGGUAACUAUGUAGCCAACAGGACUAAGGGUGAUUUUAACAGGCGAUAUUGCAAAUUUGCAACAGACGGUCCCGCAUGGACGGUAUUUCAGCGUCGAGAACUGAAUGAUUUACAAGAGAAUUUCAAUCGCUCUUGGAACGAAUACAAAAGAGGAUUUGGUGAUUUGAAACAUGAAUUCUGGUUCGGCAAUGACUUUUUACACAUGCUAACUUACGAUGAUAAUAUGGAGCUAAGAAUUGAGUUAGAGGAUUUCGAAGGUGGCUUAGCGUAUGCGGAGUACAAAACAUUCAGAGUUGAUACAGAAAAAUUCAACUACAAUCUUAUGGUUUCGGAUUACCAAGGAAAUGCGUCAGAUGCAAUGGGAUAUCACAAUGAUCAAGAUUUCAGUACGUAUGAUCGCCGCUAUGAUAAAUCAAAUGGAUCAUUUCCGUGUGCGUUGACGUACGGUAGCGGUUGGUGGUUUGAUAGUUGUGCGGAAUCAAAUUUGAAUGGCAUAUAUUAUACUGACGAACCAAAAUCUCACAAAUCAACAGGUAUUUUAUGGGAAACAUGGUUAGGAGAUUAUUCAUUAAAAUCAUCAACUAUGAUGGUCAGACCACGAGACGUUUGGAUGACUGAUAAUGAAGAAACAGUGCCACAGGAUCCGUGAAUGUCCACAACUUAUAGAAUGUAACCAUUUAAAGCGAAUAUUCACUACUGACAUAGAUACAAAUAAAUGCAUUUAGUUUAUGAUUAAAA